AUGUUGGACGUCUUUGGAGCGGGUCAAUCGGGCCGACCGCCGCUUUUCCUCCACGUUCUGACCAUGUCCGUUUUCUCACUGUUUGUUUUCUUGUUGGUUGACUGUCUUCUUUUUGGACUCACCUUGUACGAAACCCAUUUUUCCUUUUUUCUUUUUGUUCAUUUUUGAGGUUUAUUUUACACACUUCCAUUUGUUAAGAUGGCUUUUUCUCGCAGAUAACCAGCUAUUGACGUCAUGUUUUUGUCUAAAUCACUUUCUAAAUGGGAAAUGAACAUGUGAACUUCUAAGGUGUGAUCAGGGACGUAAAUUUACCUAUUACUUUUCCCUUGAAGUUCAUCAAAAAGAAUUCAAUUAGUUAGUUUAAUAUCGUGGUAGUCAAAUUUUGCGCCAAUGUAUUUCGCUGUGAUAAGUAACGAAUUUGUAAAGUGUCAUUUUUGGCACUGAGCUGAGGGUUAGUACUUUUAUUUUCCUCCAAUUACAUUGAAUAGUAUUUUGGUCAAUUUUGAUGAAUGUCUAAAGUUACCGAUGAAGUGACCUCUCUAGUAGAAUAUAUUUCUAAUUGGUGCUCUUGAAGCCGCACUUGAAUGUAUUAUAUGACGAUGAAGAAUCAAUUAACGUGCGAACAGCUGGAAAAAAAAAGAAGAAAAAAAGAAGGAAUUUUCUCCGAAAGCGAUGGAAGCGGUGAUUUCGGUCGACGGCUUGCGCGAUUAGCGAUGCGAGCGUUCGAAAAAUCUCCGUCGAACGGUUCCCCCUGCGCCUCUCUAUAUGUAUUCAUUUUGAAGCAAGGGACGUUGGAAUCCGCUCCAAGAUUCGGCGCAUAUAAUUGCGUUUUUUGCGAGUUAUUUUAAUUUCUGCCCUCCGUCCAGUUUAUAUUCUUUUCGCUUGAGAUAUUUCCUUGGGUGAAGUCAUUUUCGUGGCUUGUUGUCUUUUUUUCUCAGCUAUAUUUUAGAAUUCUAGAAAAAAAAUGAUCAAUUGGAAUAUUUUCAAAAUGUUAUUGAAGCCCUUUGGGUUUUUGAUGAUUUAUUUAAAGAAAAAUCAUAAACGAAAUAUUUUUUUCAGUCUUGGAACGCAAACUUUCGUACUAGUAAAUUUUUCUAAAAAAUGUUUCGAACCUCGCGAAAUUCGUACAAAAUUGUUGUUUCCUUUUUUUAUAACCUUUAAUUGUUUGAUUGGGGGUUUUGGACGUGUCUAAGUUGACCAUUUUCGGUCAUUCUGACUUUCUUCGAAUAUGUUUUUUUUUUUGAAACGCACUUUCUCUGAAAAUGUUUUUGUGAAUAAAAUUGCAGACUUCUCCGAUUACAGGUCAACAAGCAGAGGUUGAUGCAAACGGAGAUUCUGCACGACGGCGACGUCCUCCGAAUCGGCGCCGACAACGUCUUCAAGUUCGCCUGCGGAGGUCCUCAAGCUCAGAAUGGAGCUGCGCCGUCGGAUCCGAAGAACAUGUCAGCUGUGGUGAGUCUUUUGCAUAAUUUGCCGUCGUUUUCACCCUGAGGCUGUUUUUUGAACGCUUGGUCUUCCAAGUUUGUGUUUCUCUCUUCAUUCUAGUAACAUGAAAAUCAGCCCUUUCUUCAUAACUUAAAGCGAAAAUAGAGGUUUUUUUUCUCUGUUCUGUAGGAUUUUUAAAUUUAAAAAGACAUAGGGGUAAAGAGCUUUCCAAAAUGUCACAUUUUUUCAAAACCCCUUUUAAACUGCCCAUAUCUCUUUAACCUAUCUUUUCGUGUUUUAUCACAGUCGUGGGGAUGUUCGAAGAAUGAGGAAGGUUCUUUAAUUAUUCCUAAUAUUUUUUUCGCUAACUCGCCUCUUUAAAAAAAGUUAAGUGAAUGCAUAAAAAAACCUUUUUUUCAUGUUAUUGGUUGUGAAGAAAAAACCAAAAAGGAACUAAUCGUAUUUUUAAAAGGAAAAAUUUAAUAUUUGGAUUUUUUUCAAAGAAAAUAACUUUUUAUCCCCUAUCAGACGCACACUAUUGAUAAAAAAUUUUUCACUUUUAUCUCCCCUUUUCCCAGAUUUUAUUUUCAACUAUCAUAAAUCGUUACGAUCUGAAAGUUUUUCCAAACGAGAAAAAGGGCAUGCAAAGUUUUUUUCUCUAUACUUCAAGCGGAUUAUAGUCUUGAAAAAUAGUACCUGAUACCGGAGAUUUUAAAGGGAAUUUAGUGAAGUGAGCAGAAAGCCGAGCUGAGCAGAAAGCUCUGAGCAGAAAGCCAUUUUUCUGGGGCAUGAGAGCUGCUUGAAAAAAAUUAAGAAUACUUAAAAAUUACCAAAAAUAAAUGUUUAUUUCCUCGCCCACUUUCUGGCUGUAGAUCUUUUGGAUUUAGCCCUGAGAAUCUCCUUUCUUUAAAAGAAAAUGAAUUGCUCCUUCUUACUUCUAGCUCGACUCUUCAGAAAAUGAACAUUCGUAUUUUCAGAACGAAUCCCGCUCCUCGAAUAUCCGGAUGCCAAGUGAUUAUGGAGCUCUUCAAAUUCCUCGGUACCCUUAUGAGGCGAGGUAAGAAUCAGUAUCUUUUCUUAGAGACUCAACUUUUCUAAUAUUUCAUAGCAUUUAUUUAAAAUAAAUAGUUAAAAAAAAAUCCCAUCAAAAAUUUAUUUUUAGAAUUCUUUUGACUUGGAUAAAACUUUUUUAUGCCAAAAAUCAGAUUUUUAUCAGAAAACAUGAAAAAAAAUCAUCCUUUUUUAAAAUUUAAUUGAAAGUUUUAAUGAAAUCCACAAAAGGCUUUCGCUUAUUUUCCUGGUGCAAUCUGAUGCUAUUAAUGAUCUGUAACAGAAUUAAGCUCCAAAAUGCAAAUUCUAGUCUGUUGAGAUUAAGAUAGUUGUUGUAAUACUGUUUGGAAAGUAGAGAGGUGUGAAAGAAGAAUAUGAAGUAGAAGAGAGAAGCAAACAGGCGAGCAGCUCCAGAGAAGGGGGGUUUUAAUGCCAUCCAAGUGCCGACGCGAGCCACGUAAUCGUAUGCGACGUUCCAUUUUCCCCGACUGUAAAUGUUGUGUCGGCAAACAGGCAGAACCUUACGAUUUUGUAGGAAGACGUUCCCCAUCCGAUAGCAUUCCUUUCCCAUGCGUCGUGCUUUGA
Caenorhabditis auriculariae is the source of this 3060-nucleotide messenger RNA. Lineage: Eukaryota; Metazoa; Nematoda; Chromadorea; Rhabditida; Rhabditidae. The record is from the annotation of a GenBank genome assembly.